Messenger RNA from Prinia subflava (tawny-flanked prinia), 4187 nucleotides. RefSeq names its product NAC alpha domain containing (gene NACAD). Lineage: Eukaryota; Metazoa; Chordata; Aves; Passeriformes; Cisticolidae. Gene Ontology annotation, cellular component: cytoplasm; nascent polypeptide-associated complex. The record is from RefSeq and is a predicted model, not a curated record. Gene Ontology annotation, biological process: protein targeting to membrane. The coding region runs from base 122 to 4063 and encodes 1313 amino acids. The transcript is spliced from 9 exons.
CGCCGCCGCAGCCGCGUCCGCCCGAGCGGGGGGGGCCGGGCCGGGGGGGGCCGCGGGCAGCGCCGAGCCCGGAGAAUCCCCGGAAUCCGCCGGGGGGGGCGGAUCGGAGAAGGAGAACGGGAUGCCGGAGGGAGCGGAGGCAGCGCCCCCGCCGAUGCCGGCCAAGGAGGAGGCUCGCCCCCCGCCCGAGGGGGCCAGCUGUGACCCGGGCCCCGCCGCCGCCGCCCCCCCCGGCUCUCCGUGCCGGCCGCCGCCCGCGGCCCCGCUGGACACGCGGAUCGUGAUGGGGGAGGAGACGCGCUGCCCCCCGCCCGAGCCGCGGGGCGGGCCCGCCGUGCCUUGUCCCUUCCCCGCGCCCCCCAAGGAGCCCCCGCCGGGCCGGCCCCCCGCGCUGGACCCCGAGCUGUUCUUCACGGCCCCCUCGACGCCGGUGCGGGCGGGGGGGCCGCGGCCGCCGCCCCCCGAGGAGCCGACGGACGGGGACAGCGAGGGGCUCUGCUCGCCCCCCACGUCCCCGUCGGGCUCCUACAUGACGGCCGAGGGCGGCAGCUGGGGCUCCUCGGGCACGGCCAGCACCUCCCCGUCCUGCUCCCCCAACCUGGCGGCCGAGGCCGAAGGCCUGGGCGAGGCUGAGGGCGAGGCCGAAGGUCUGGGGGGGGCCCUGGCGCUGCCCCCCGGCCUGGGGGAGCCCCCAGCCUUCCCCCCGCUGUCCCCCGAGGAGGAUGAGGAUGAUGACGAGGACGGUCCCUUCGCCCCGCCGGGCUGUGCGGAUGAUGAGGAUGAUGAUGAUGAGGACGGGCAGACGCCGGAGGAGGAGGAGGAUGAUGAUGAGGACGAGGGCUCGGGGCUGAUCCCGGCGGCGCUGCUCCCGUUCCGCGGCAGCCUCCUCUUCCAGGCCGAGGCCGUGGAGAUCUCGCCGCGGGCCCCCGCCGAGGAGGAGGAGGACGAAGGCAGCACCUCGGCGUCCUUCCUGCGCUCGCUGUCCGAGAGCUCCAUCCCCGAGGGCGGGGACGAGGCCUUCGCCUUCCGCGACGACACCGACGCCUCCUCGGACUCGGCCGCCUACGACGGGGACGAGGACGAGCGGCUCUACGGCACCGAGCGGCACGCGGGGGGCACGGGCACCCCCCCGGGGACCCCCCCGGGCCCCGCCGGUGUCGAGCUCCACCUCCGUGCAGGGUCCCCGUGUCACCCCGCGGCUCCCGCAUCCCUGGGGACGCCUCUGGCACCCCCUGGAGGAGACGCGGAGCCAGGCGGGGACGCCUUUGUCACCUUUGUCACCACCACGGAGGCGCCCCCCGAGGAGGCGGCAGCGACAGAAGGUUCUGGAGCGGCGCUGGGACAGGGACCUCGCCCAGAGCUGGCAGAGAGCGGCCCUGUCCCCGCGCUCUGUGCCAGGGAUCCCCAGAGCCACCAGCUGGGGGGCACCAAUGGGGAGCCCCAGGACGGCCCUGGGGGUGACAGUGACGGUGACAAUGACCUUGAGCUCAGCACUGGGACCGUGGGCAGCGCUGAUGGCCACAGUGAGCUGGACUCUGCAGCCGCCGGCUUGGGGACAUCGGUGACACCAACCCCCCUGGAUGAGAUGGACGCUGCGGCCAAUGAUGUGGUGACACCAGGGACACCCAGCCCGAUGGACUCAGGGGACACUGACCUGGUGACACCAGUGAUGCCAGCCCCACCGGACGAGAUGGACACUGCAGCCACCAGCCUGGUGACACCCAGCCUGCCCGAUGAGCCGGACACUGACGUGGUGACCCCAGGGACACCAGCCCCACUGGAUGAGCUGGGGACAGCCAGCCUGAUGGACAGCACAGCCACCAGCCUGGUGGCACCCAGCCUGUCAGAUGCUGCAGCCACUGAUGAAGUGACACUGGUGACACCCAGCCCCCCAGAUGAGCCUGACACUGGGGCCACCAGCCUGGUGACACUAGUGACAUCAAGCCCACCAGAUGAGCCGGACACCGUGGCCACUGACCUGGUGACACCAACCCCACAGGUGACACCCAGCUCCCCAGAUGAGCCCGACACUGUGGCUGCCAGCCUGGUGACACCAAGCCCACCACAUGAGCUGGAUGUCACAGCCACUGACCUGGUGACACCAGUGACACCCAGCCUGCUGGACAAGAUGGAAGCUGUGGACACUGUCCUGGCGACACCAGUGACAUCCACCCUGAAGGAUGCUGUGGCCAUUGACUUGGUGGCAUCAGUGACACCCACCCUGACGGCCACUGCGGCCACCGACCUGGUGGCAUCAGUGACACCACCUCCCCUGGAUGAGAGGAACACUGCAGCCAUCGAACAGGUGACAUCAGUGACACCUGCCCCGAUGGACACCCCAGUGACCCCGAGCGUGACGGACACCACAGAUACCAAGCCGGUGACAUCGGUGACACCAACCCCCCAGGAGGAGAUGGCCGCCGUGACCACUGCUGCAGUGACCCCCAGCCCCAUGGACACCGUGGCCACCGACCUGGUGACCCCCAGCCCGCUGGCCGCUGUCCCUGCCCCAUGUCCCCCUCCCCAGGCCGUGUCCCCCGUGGCGCUGGCAGCCGGGGUGGCCCCACCCCACGAGUCCCCAGCUGUCCCCCUGUGUCCCCUGGCACAGGGGAUGCUGUCACAGCCCCCUGGGGAUGUCCCUGAGGAGCGGGGGGACGUGGCCACCGCCUCGGCCGAGGAUGUGUCCCCGGAGCUGCCGGACACGUUGCGCUGUGUCACCGCCCCCGAGGGCAGCGCUGGAGAGGCCCCCCUGCCCCGCGGAGAGCCCGAGGAGGAGGAGGAGGAGGAAGAGAGAGAGGAGGAAGAGGAUGCGGCCCCCCCGCCCCCCUCGCCGCAGUUCACGGCCUCGGAGCGGGAGGUGUUUGUGGGGACCCCCCCGGCCCCCCCCGAACUGCUCCCACCACCCGGUGCCUUUUCGGGGCGCGGGGCCGGGCCGGGGGUCACCGCCCCGCCCCGGGGGGGCCCGGGGGACCUGCCCCCCGCCCUGCAGGAGCCCCCCAGCCCCCGGCCGGGCCCUGAGCCCCCCGGCCACGCUGCAGGGGGCACCGAUGCCAAAGUCCCCCCGAGUCCCCCCGCGGCCCCCCCUGAGCAGCAGGAGGAAGAGGAGGCCGUGGGGGGGGUCGUGCCCAGCCCCCUGCCCGCUGUGGGGGCUCCGCCGGGGCCUCCUCCCGAGCCCCCCCGCCCUGCACCCCCCAAACUCAGCCAAGUGCCUCCUCCCGCCGCCCUGGCCCCCGGCGCCCCCCGGGCCCCCCGCAGCCAGGAGCCCCCCCCGGGGCUGCCGCUCUCCAGGAAACACCUCGAAGCCCCCCAGCCCUCCCCGCAGAAGGAGCCGGAGCCCCGGGGCCGGGCAGGGGCCCCGGGGGCCGGGGGGGGCCGGGCCCCGCCCCGGGGGUCUCUGCAGUCGGAGUCGAGCUCGUCCAGCGAGGCUGAGGCCCCCCAGCCCCCCCCGGCCCCACAGCGCUGCCAGCCCAACCACCGAGGGUCCGGGAACGAGUCCGAGAGCAACGACGAGUCCAUCCCUGAGCUGGAGGAGCCCGAGGGCUCGGAGCUGCCCCCUGCCCAGUCCCAGGUGCCCCACGGCCUCAGCCCUGGCGAGGAACCGCUCAGCAAGGCCAAGCAGAGCCGCAGCGAGAAGAAGGCCCGGAAGGCCAUGUCCAAGCUGGGGCUGCGGCAGAUCCACGGCGUCACCCGCAUCACCAUCCGCAAGUCCAAGAACAUCCUGUUCGUCAUCUCCAAACCCGACGUCUUCAAGAGCCCCGCCUCCGACAUCUACAUCGUCUUUGGGGAGGCCAAGAUCGAGGACCUGUCCCAGCAAGUGCACAAGGCGGCGGCAGAGAAGUUCAAGGUGCCCCUGGAGCACUCGGCGCUCGUGACCGACGCAGCUCCUGCCCUGGCCAUCAAGGAGGAGAGCGAGGAGGAGGAGGAGGUGGACGAGACAGGGCUGGAGGUGCGGGACAUCGAGCUGGUGAUGGCCCAGGCCAACGUGUCCCGGCCCAAGGCCGUGCGGGCCCUGCGGCACAACAACAACGACAUCGUCAACGCCAUCAUGGAGCUGACCAUGUAGCGGCCAGGGGUGUCCUGGCCCCCUGUAUAGAUGCACAGAGCCCCCCGAUCCCUCCUCCUGCCCCCCCUGCUCCUCCUGGCCCUCUGGACUGCUCAAUAAAGGCCUCCUGCACCCCUUGGAUCGC